This is a messenger RNA of Emiliania huxleyi CCMP1516, 602 nucleotides long. RefSeq lists its product as hypothetical. The record is from RefSeq and is a predicted model, not a curated record. The transcript has 4 exons. NCBI's taxonomy places the organism in Eukaryota, Haptophyta, Isochrysidales, Noelaerhabdaceae. The annotation marks the transcript as partial.
AUGGUCGCCCUGUUCGCGGCCUCGCUCGCCUUCACCCUCCCCCGGCCGCCGCCGCUGGGUGCUCGGCCGCCGUCUCGGCUGUGCCUUUCUGCCACCGACGUCGCCUCGGCCUCUGCCCUUCUGGCCGCAUACGACGAGGGCCACAGGGCCACGGCGGCGCAGCCCGGCAGCGAGGGCCUCGGCGGCGCCAUCAGUGCCAAUGCGUGGGCGGCCGAGCAGCCGCCAGCUCCGCUGGGCGAGGCCGUGCGCGCGCUGCUGGCCGCCGCCAAGCCCGGGGAUGGCAGGAUCAUGCUCGGCUUCUGUGCUGACGACGCUGCGAGCGGCGUUGCGGCGCUCAAGGCGUGGGUGACUUCGCUCGGGCUCCCAAAGGGCACGCUGCACGGGAUGGACCGCGACGGUGUGCCGCUGGACAUGUCAACCUUUGGCUCCGUCUACAUCAAGUACUCGUCCCACUCGCUGAGCGCCGGCGACCCGCCCGGCACCGCGAUCCUCUCCGGCUACGGGGGCGACUUCAGAGGAGUCUACUUCAACCCGCAGCUGCCCGACGGACUCUUCCGCCAGUACGCGGUGCUGCCCCUCUCACAUUUCCCCCUCGCGCCAGC